Messenger RNA from Girardinichthys multiradiatus, 4974 nucleotides. RefSeq names its product poly [ADP-ribose] polymerase tankyrase-1. The coding region runs from base 56 to 3847 and encodes 1263 amino acids. Lineage: Eukaryota; Metazoa; Chordata; Actinopteri; Cyprinodontiformes; Goodeidae. The record is from RefSeq and is a predicted model, not a curated record. The transcript has 28 exons. Gene Ontology annotation, molecular function: NAD+ poly-ADP-ribosyltransferase activity; protein binding.
GGCACUUUCACCGGAAAGGAGGAGCAAUUUAUAUUGUCGCCUCGGAGCUGCUGUAAUGGCGGCGUCUCGACGCUCUUCGCAGCAGCAACAACAAACGACGUUACAAUCUCCACCGAGAAACAGGUCUCUCUCGGGGGCUUGCCCGGCCUCGCAGCCUAUGGCUCUGCUGUCCCCGUCCGUCGGUUCCUCGGAGAGCGAAAGGGAAUGUAGCGGAGAGAUGGAUAUGGCUCCGGCCUCCCCGGACCUACCAGUCCCAGUCCUGGCGAGCAGUGCAAGCUCUACCUCGACAACAUCAGGCGGAGGCAGCAGCAGCGUAUCAAGCCCCGGCUCCGGAGCGACGAGUCCCGCCGACGGCAGCAGUGGAGUCGUGGGGGCGUUCAGGGAGCUGUUCGAGGCCUGUCGAAACGGAGAUGUGUCCCGCGUUAAGAGACUGGUGGAUUCGGUGAAUGUAAACGCAAAGGACAUGGCUGGUCGAAAAUCAACACCGCUUCAUUUCGCUGCGGGUUUUGGUAGAAAAGAUGUGGUGGAGCAUCUCCUACAGACAGGGGCCAAUGUCCACGCCCGGGAUGACGGUGGUCUCAUCCCUCUACACAAUGCCUGCUCCUUCGGACACGCAGAGGUCGUCAGCCUCCUCUUGUGUCAAGGUGCAGAGCCCAAUGCCAGAGAUAACUGGAACUACACCCCACUGCAUGAGGCGGCCAUCAAGGGGAAGAUAGACGUGUGCAUCGUUUUGCUCCAACAUGGUGCUGAUCCAAACAUCCGCAACACCGAUGGAAAAUCAGCCCUUGAUCUUGCUGACCCUUCGGCUAAGGCCGUUCUUACAGGUGAAUACAAGAAGGAUGAACUCCUGGAAGCAGCAAGAAGUGGGAAUGAAGAAAAGCUGAUGGCACUGCUGACUCCAUUAAAUGUCAACUGUCAUGCCAGUGAUGGUCGCAAGUCAACCUCACAAAAAAUGCUGUCCACGCCCCUCCACCUGGCUGCAGGUUACAACCGGGUCCGCAUCGUUCAGCUCCUCCUUCAGCACGGUGCUGAUGUUCACGCUAAGGACAAAGGCGGCCUCGUUCCUCUUCACAAUGCCUGCUCUUACGGUCACUAUGAAGUCACAGAACUUCUCCUUAAACACGGAGCCUGUGUGAACGCUAUGGACUUGUGGCAGUUCAACCCUGUGCAUGAGGCAGCCUCUAAAAACAGAGUGGAGGUGUGUUCCCUGCUGCUGAGCCACGGAGCUGAUCCCACCCUGCUAAACUGUCACAGCAAGAGCGCCGUGGAUAUGGCCCCGACCCCGGAGCUCAAAGAAAGGCUGACCUAUGAGUUCAAAGGUCACUCGCUACUGCAGGCAGCCCGUGAAGCCGACAUGGCCAAAGUGAAGAAGACUCUGGCUUUGGAGAUCAUCGGCUUCAAACAUCCUCAAACCAACGAGACGGCUCUGCACUGUGCGGUGGCGUCCCCUCAUCCGAAGAGAAAACAGGUGACAGAGUUGUUGCUUCGUAAAGGUGCCAACAUCAACGAGAAGAACAAAGACUUUAUGACUCCACUGCAUGUUGCUGCUGAGAGAGCUCACAAUGACAUCCUGGAGAUUCUGCAGAAACAUGGAGCCAAGGUGAAUGCAGUGGACACUCUGGGACAGACUGCUCUUCACAGGGCGGCGUUGGCCGGUCACAUCCAGACCUGCAAGCUGCUGCUUAGCUGCGGAGCCGACCCCUCCAUUGUGUCUUUGCAAGGCUUCACUGCAGCUCAGAUGGGAAAUGAGGCUGUGCAGCAAAUUCUUAACGAAAAUGUUCCCACUCGGAAUUCUGACGUGGACUACAGGUUUCUGGAAGCUGCCAAAGCAGGAGACCUGGAAACAGUGCAGCAACUUUGCUCCCCUCAGAAUGUAAACUGCCGGGAUUUGGAGGGUCGCCACUCCACCCCUCUUCACUUUGCAGCAGGUUACAAUCGAGUGGCCGUUGUGGAGUACUUACUUCACCAUGGAGCUGAUGUCCAUGCCAAAGACAAAGGUGGUCUGGUUCCCCUCCAUAACGCCUGCUCCUAUGGUCACUAUGAAGUGGCUGAGUUGCUGGUCAGACAUGGAGCCUCGGUUAAUGUGGCAGAUCUUUGGAAGUUCACUCCACUUCAUGAGGCUGCAGCCAAAGGAAAAUAUGAGAUCUGCAAACUUCUUCUCAAACACGGUGCAGACCCCACCAAGAAGAACCGUGACGGCAACACUCCCCUGGACAUGGUGAAAGACGGGGACACAGACAUCCAGGACCUGCUGCGGGGGGACGCUGCCCUGCUGGAUGCUGCCAAGAAGGGCUGCCUCGCCAGGGUGCAGAAACUUUGCUCUCCGGAGAAUAUCAACUGUAGAGACGCACAGGGGCGCAACUCUACACCACUCCACCUAGCAGCUGGUUAUAACAACCUUGAGGUGGCAGAGUAUCUCCUGGAGCAUGGGGCUGAUGUCAACGCCCAGGACAAAGGAGGCUUAAUCCCUCUUCAUAAUGCUGCUUCAUACGGGCAGCAUGUGGACAUUGCAGCCCUGCUGAUCAAAUACAACACAUGUGUAAACGCUACAGACAAAUGGGCUUUCACCCCUCUCCAUGAGGCGGCCCAGAAAGGCCGCACACAGCUCUGUGCUCUUCUGUUGGCUCAUGGAGCUGACCCCACCAUGAAAAACCAAGAGGGCCAGACUGCUCUGGACCUGGCCACGGCUGAUGAUAUCAGAGCUCUCUUGAUGGACGCCAUGCCACCCGAUGCUUUGCCCAGCUGCUUCAAACCCCAGGCUACAGUGGUCAGCGCUUCGGUCAUCUCCCCUGCUUCCACACCAUCCUGUCUGUCAGCAGCCAGCAGCAUAGACAACCUAGAUGGGCCCCUGACUGAGAUAGCUGCUGCUGCCGCCGCUGGAUCAUCUGGGGUUGCAGAUGGAGCGUCAGGGACUGACCGCAAGGAAGGAGAAUUGGCUGUGUUGGACAUGAACAUAAGUCAGUUCCUAAAGAGCCUUGGGUUGGAGCACCUGAGGGACAUCUUUGAGAGGGAGCAGAUCACACUGGAUGUGUUGGUCGACAUGGGCCACGAGGAACUGAAGGAGAUUGGCAUUAAUGCUUAUGGCCAUCGACACAAGCUUAUCAAGGGUGUUGAGAGGCUGCUGGGGGGACAACAAGGUGCCAACCCCUAUCUGACAUUCCACUGUGCCAACCAGGGCACCAUCCUGAUAGACCUCUCUCCUGAUGACAAAGAGUGCCAGUCUGUAGAAGAAGAGAUGCAGAGCACCAUCAGGGAGCACAGGGACGGAGGCAAUGCUGGUGGUGUCUUCAGCAGAUACAACAUAAUCAAGAUACAGAAGGUGGUAAAUAAGAAGCUGAGGGAACGUUACACCCACCGGCAGAAGGAGAUUGCAGACGAGAACCACAACCAUCACAAUGAGCGCAUGUUGUUUCACGGUUCUCCAUUCAUCAACGCCAUCAUCCACAAAGGCUUUGAUGAGCGUCAUGCUUACAUAGGAGGGAUGUUUGGAGCAGGAAUCUACUUUGCAGAGAACUCCUCCAAGAGCAAUCAGUAUGUCUAUGGAAUUGGCGGUGGCACAGGAUGCCCAACGCACAAAGACAGAUCCUGCUACCUGUGCCACAGACAAAUGCUGUUUUGCCGAGUGACUUUGGGGAAGUCCUUCCUGCAGUUCAGUGCCAUGAAGAUGGCCCACGCCCCUCCAGGACAUCACUCAGUGAUUGGACGACCUAGCGUUAACGGCUUAGCAUAUGCUGAGUACGUCAUCUACAGAGGAGAGCAGGCCUACCCAGAGUACCUCAUCACCUACCAGAUCCUUAAACCAGAGAGUACAGCCCAGUCUGCUGCUGGAGCAGAGCAGAAGUCAUAGUUACAGAACAGUGCACACCCUUAGAUGAGGACUUGAUGCUUUUCUUCUUUGUAUUGCAAUUAUAUGAAGACCGUUCAUCACCAAACCCAUCUCCAGACUCCUACCCUGUAGAAACCAUGGUGACCAGUGCUUCAUAAGGAUAUGCUGUAUAAUACUUUACUAUUCUUGGUGAUGAUGUUACGUUUUUGCAUCAGCUGCAUGUUUUAACAGAAGCAUGUAGGGCCGAGUAGCGUGCCUGGGUCUGUAGUUUCAGUAUCACUCCCCUCCAUCCCUCCCACUGUUGUCAGGAGGAUGCUUGUUAACACUUUGAAGUAUAAGCAUUAACAGUUUGUCACUCUGUCGCCUUGUGACUGUGAAACCUCAGACUCCCUCAUCUUCGCCUGCCUUUCGGCCCCCACAGUGUCUCACCAUGUGAACCUGAGACAGCUGGACUACUGCUCCACCACUGGACGGGUUUACCCUCUAUUGGCUGGCUUGUGGUGGACUGUUUGUGAACUCCAAACCAUAACACUACUGGAAAAGUAACAAUGCAACAUUACUUUGCUGUAUUGCUGACUUCCCAAACUCCAACCCAAGACCCCUAAAUGGUAAACGAACAUGUUUUUUUAGUGGUUUUAUUCAGACCAGCACAUGCUUAAUGGGGAAAGGGCUCUGUCAAAUCACAGAAUUUAAGACUAUUGCCAGUACAAUGCAGAUGUGCAUGAGUGAGGAUGUGUGCUUAACAGUGCAAAGGAAGACAUAAUCAAGCAUGAUGAAACCGUAAAAGCAUUUUUACGUUACUGUGCUCCAUACUUUAGAGUUGUAGAUGUUGUAAUGUGCUUGUGAUGCCUUACAAGUGAACACCUUACAUCUAGUGAGCUCAUCAAGGCAUUCUUUGUUACCAUGGUCUUACUCAGACAUUCACGCAAAGGGAUUUGCACUUUUACCUGGAAAUCUAUUUAAAUUAUUUUGAAUUAAAGUUGCAAAUUACCAAGGGGGCAAUAUUUGUACAGGUUGUGUAAAUCGUUGUGUAUUACUGUUGCUGUUUAACAGUUUCUUUGAGUUAAAAUGUAAAAAUGACAUCUGAAUUUUCCUCUCAUGCCUUCUUGUUUCUCCCUUUUUUUUAAAAAUAAAUGUCCUAUUAAUGA